AUGGAGACGCUGUUGUGGCAGGUGGAGCAGCUGCCCGGGCUCCUGGCCGUGUCCCGCUCGGGGCAGGUCCGGGACUGGGACCCGCCAACCCUGGACAGAGCCCUGCAGUGGGGCCGCUACUUCCAGCACCUGCACGGCCGCUUCCGCGCCCAGCCCCGGCUCCGGGCCGCCCUGGGGCAGCGGCUCCGCCGAGGGCAGCAGGGGCCGCCGCUAGGCUUCGGACACCUGGGGCGCUGCCCGGAGCUGCUGGGCCUAGCGCUGCUGGGCAACCGGGCGCUGCCGCCCGCCGCCUGCCACCGCCUCCUGCGGAGCUUGCUGCUGCCGCCCAGCGGCCAGGCUACCCCGGGGCCCUGCAGCCUCGGCCUCCUGGCCCGGCGCAGGGCCGCCGUCCAGCUGCUGCCGCCUCCCAGCUCCGCCCCGACGCGCCCUGGGGAGCGGGAGCCGCAGCUGCGGACCGAAGCCCAGCUGCUGCUGUCCCGGCUGCAGGAAGACGAGGAGGAGCAGGGGCCGGCGGGUGUCCUGGAGCAGCUGCCCGGGCCUAGGGUCUACCGGGUGCUUGCGGCGCUGCUGCUGGAGCAGGCCGGGGACGACGCUGGCAGAGAGGGGGCCAGGCCGGCUGCGGCGGUGCUCUCCUGGCUGCUCGGGGACCCAGGCCGGCUCUCCGACUUCUGCCGCCUCCUGCCGGGCUCCCUCCUGGUUGCCCUUUCUGCCCGAUACCCCCAGCUGGGCACCCCUUACUUGCAUCUCCUUACCAGCUGGGGCAGCCGCCUGCGCUACGAUCCCCUGCGCGGCCAGUGGGCCAGCAGCCGCUGCCCCGGUGAGGACGAGCUCUCCUGGGAAGAGCUGCGCGAGCGCUUCAGCUGCUUCAUGAGGGGACCUGCCCCGCUCCGAGAGGCUGCCCUGGCUUCUCUGAAAAACCUGAAGACCCAGGAUGGAGACUUCGAAGUCUGCGGCCUGAGUGUCUGGACUGACCUGUUGCUGGAGAUGGAGGCACCUCUCGAAAGAGAGGACUGGACUCUAGAGCGUUAGCCCAGAGGAGGAGAGGACUGGGGCAUUAAAUAGGUUUCAUAGGAAAUUCAAUGGCCUGAAAUCCAAAAAAACGGAGUAACUUUCUUUUCUCCGUAACUAACACCAAAGCCAACUGGAUUAUACCUUGUUUGGAGUGAAAAGGCAACUUUGUGAUCAGAUUGCAUGCCAUAAUAUUUAAGUAAGUUAGCAAAGAGUACCUAAGGGACCUGGUUCUGCUCUUGCACAUCCUGGUGUAAACCUGGACUGACUUCUCCCCACAGGAGUUACCCAUAUAAAAUCUGUGUAAAUGAGCUCAGAAUCAGGCCCCUUACAUCUAGUCAAGUUGUUCCCAGUUAACUUUCUCUUACACUGAGAACAAGUUGCCUAGGAAUCUUCUUCUUUCCUCUUAUGUCUUUGCCAGCUCUGAUAUUCCCCAAUACUUAUGGUUGGGCUAUUUGGUUUAAGGGUACGCUUAAUUCUGCAGAUCACUAACAGGAAAUGCUUCCAUCCCCUAUUAGCACUAUUGCUACAAAAGUAAAGUGUGCAAAUACCUUAAAAUGCAGAGGAAACUAGCUUAACUUUCUCUGUGUUGAAAAGUUAGAAGUUGAACUGUUCAUUGCUGUGGGUACAGUCUGUUGACAUUUGUUUCUAGUAGCUGCAGAGUACAAAAAGGGGGAAAAUGACUUUUUUUGUCUCACCUUUUUAGGAUGCUCAUAAUUCCCAGUUAAAUGUAUUCUUUGCUAUCAUCUUGUCUUCCAUUGGUGGUUUAUUUUUGUUUUUUUCCCCUUCAUGCUUUGAAAUAUGCUAGGUACAAUGUGGGUAGGGGUGCAGAGGUCAGAGGAGAUUUCAUGCCCAAUGGGAAAGAGUCCAGAAAGCAUACAUAAAGCCUGCUGAUUUGAUCUUUUAUCAAUCACCCUGUGGCAUGUUUGUUACUAUAUUGCAGUGGAAACUUCAUUUUUCUAUCCUUUGUUUGUAACUAUGAAUGGAUACUCAGUAGCUUAGCUUUUUGUUGAGUUUUUUUCAUCAAACUGGAAAUACCAGUAGAAAUACCUUAUUGCAAAUGGGUUGGGCAACAGACUUCUUCUUUCCCUCCUAGAUGAUUACUGAAGAACCUGCUUGUCUUAAUUGUCUUUAUUAAAUUGUGACUUAGAGAUUGUGAUCAAUGUGGGAAAAUAAUUACUGGUCAGGAUUUGCUAAAUGAAGGCUAGAUGUGGAAACUGACCAGGAACUAUAAAAUGGGCAUUAUCCUAACACAAAAGCAACUGGCUCCUGCAGUUUACUGUGAAAAAUCGAGGUUAACUGCUCACUUUUUAAAAUAAAACAUUUUAUUACACAAAGCGAGACGUGGGACGUUACAGGUAUGAACGUGGAAGGUUUUUGACCUACAGCCUCAAUAUACUUCUGAGCUUUGAUGCUAACUGCACAUAAAAAUAAACAGUAAAUCUGUUUUGCAAAACAAUUGAAAUACUGUAUGACGAUGAUACAGGGCCAAAUCAUGACCCCUCUACAUCUGUGGGUGAGCAGUUAAUUGAUGGGACUACGAGGUAAUGUUACUACUUCGGUGGGUGACUGCUCAUCAGUGGACCAUAAAGGGGGGAAUCAUAAUCUGGCCCAUUGUGAGCAACUGUUAAGAGUGCAUCAGCAAAAUGACACCUUCAUUAAGAUAUUUGAUUGCUUUAGAUUGUUUAAAAGCACUAUGUAAAUGGAAUAUGCCAGAAUCCUUAAAAUUGUUCUAAAUCAGCAAGUCUAGUCUAAUCUGAGAGCAAAUUUGUAUGGGCAAAUUAUAAACCUAUGAAAAUAGGAAACUAUACUAUAAACUCCUUAAUUAAAAGACCCUUCCUUAUUAUAGUGAUAGUAGAUGAUUUGGAGCAGAAGCUCCUUCUCAGUGAAGCUUGAGUCCUCUAGUUACACUGAGUUCAUCUUCAACCCAAUGUGGCCCAUUAAAGCAAGGAAUUUCUGCUGCCAGAACAUUCAGGCCCCUGCAUAUCACCCACUUAAUGAGGUUCUUACAGAGGUGUGUUGUUGUUUGUUU
Molecule: messenger RNA, 3040 nt
Organism: Chelonia mydas (Green sea turtle)
Lineage: Eukaryota; Metazoa; Chordata; Testudines; Cheloniidae
Gene: FANCF
Product: FA complementation group F
Exons: 1
Coding region: 1-1029 (342 amino acids)
Biological process (GO): interstrand cross-link repair
Cellular component (GO): Fanconi anaemia nuclear complex
Source: RefSeq, a predicted model, not a curated record